This is a messenger RNA of Ochotona princeps (American pika), 1831 nucleotides long. RefSeq names its product methylcrotonyl-CoA carboxylase subunit 2 (gene MCCC2). Gene Ontology annotation, biological process: L-leucine catabolic process. Bases 62 to 1753 code for a protein of 563 amino acids. NCBI's taxonomy places the organism in Eukaryota, Metazoa, Chordata, Mammalia, Lagomorpha, Ochotonidae. Gene Ontology annotation, molecular function: methylcrotonoyl-CoA carboxylase activity. Gene Ontology annotation, cellular component: methylcrotonoyl-CoA carboxylase complex; mitochondrion. The record is from RefSeq and is a predicted model, not a curated record. The transcript has 17 exons.
CCGGUCUGUCCUGCGCGGGCAGCUCCUCUCCUCCUGUACCCUCGCCGUGCUGCCCGCCGCCAUGUGGGCCUUCCUGAGGACUGCCCUGCGGCCCUGCGCGCGCGCCGCUGUCCCCGGGCCGCGCGCCUACCACGGGGACGCGUUGGCCCCGAUGGGCACGCAGCUGGACUCGGGCUCUGCCCUCUACCAGGAGAACUACGAACAGAUGAAGGCCCUGGUGAAUCAGCUCCACGAAAGAGCACAGUACAUAAAGCUAGGAGGCAACGAGAAAGCGCGAGCCCGUCACACAGCAAGAGGAAAGCUCUUACCCAGAGACAGGAUCGACACCCUUCUUGACCCAGGGUCCCCGUUCCUGGAACUGUCCCAGUUUGCAGGUUACCAGUUGUAUGGCAAUGAGGAGGUGCCGGCUGGUGGUAUCAUCACGGGCAUUGGGAGAGUGUCAGGCGUAGAGUGCAUGAUCGUUGCCAACGACGCGACUGUCAAGGGAGGGACCUACUACCCAGUCACGGUGAAGAAGCACCUCCGGGCACAAGAGAUUGCGCUGCAGAACAGGCUGCCCUGCCUCUACCUGGUUGAUUCAGGUGGGGCGAACUUACCUCGACAAGCAGAUACGUUUCCAGACCGGGAUCACUUCGGCCGCAUUUUCUAUAACCAGGCAGUCAUGUCGUCUAAAAAUAUCACACAGAUAGCGGUGGUCAUGGGCUCCUGUACGGCGGGAGGUGCCUACGUGCCCGCCAUGGCUGAUGAGAACAUCAUUGUCCGCAGACAGGGCACCAUUUUCCUGGGAGGACCUCCCUUGGUGAAGGCGGCGACGGGAGAGGAGAUCUCUGCUGAGGAUCUCGGAGGAGCUGAUCUUCACUGCAGAACAUCUGGCGUCACUGACCACUACGCGCUGGAUGACCAGCAUGCCCUCCACUUGGCGAGGAAGGUCGUAAGGAAUCUAAAUUACCAGAAGAAACUGGAUGUGACCAUCGAGCCUUCCGAGGAGCCGCUGUUUCCUGCCGAUGAGCUCUAUGGAAUAGUUGGCGCCAACCUCAAGAGGAGCUUUGAGAUCCGAGAGGUCAUUGCCAGAAUCGUGGAUGGAAGCAGAUUCGACGAGUUCAAAGCCUUGUACGGGGACACCUUAGUCACAGGAUUUGCUCGCAUUUUUGGAUACCCAGUAGGAAUCAUUGGAAACAACGGAGUUCUCUUUUCUGAGUCUGCGAAAAAGGGUGCCCACUUCAUCCAGCUAUGCUGCCAAAGGAAUGUUCCCCUGCUCUUCCUGCAGAACAUCACUGGAUUUAUGGUUGGUAGAGACUAUGAAGCAGAAGGAAUUGCCAAGGAUGGGGCCAAGUUGGUGACCGCAGUAGCCUGUGCCAAUGUGCCCAAGAUAACUGUCAUCAUCGGGGGGUCCUAUGGAGCCGGGAACUAUGGGAUGUGUGGCAGAGCGUACAGCCCACGGUUUCUCUACAUCUGGCCUAAUUCUCGCAUCUCGGUGAUGGGAGGAGAGCAGGCAGCCAACGUGUUAGCCACUGUAACCAGGGACCAAAAGGCACGAGAGGGCAAGCAGCUCUCCAGUGCUGAGGAAGCUGCCCUGAAGGAGCCCAUCAUCAGGAGGUUCGAAGAGGAGGGGAACCCCUACUACUCCAGCGCCAGGCUGUGGGAUGAUGGCAUCAUUGACCCGGCGGACACCAGGCUGGUCGUGGGUCUGAGCAUUAGUGCUGCGCUCAACGCUCCCAUCCAGAAGUCUGAGUUUGGCAUCUUCAGGAUGUAACUCGAAGAGAGAAUGUCUUCUGUUGGACGUGUACCAAAAAGCAGCAACUAUAAUAGCCUUAAGAUUUUACACUUUUUG